CCUCGAGACGACGUUUGUGGCCAGUGCAGCGCGGGCGCCCGAGACUGGUGCGUCUCGGAGGUCCUUGGUAUAGACCUUCGUACGUAGUCUAUCCGUGCCCGUGGUAGUACAGUGGUGGUGUCGCCGUCGCCUCCACCAGACGUCUUCGUCGUCACAGGUCGCUAACAGGAGGAGCGUGUGCAACCAGCCGUGAGUCGUUGACGGGGUGCCAUCUCUCGCCCCGUUUUCGGUCGCGCUUGAGACGUCUCGGAGGAAAAAAGAAUCGCGGACUUGGUUCGACCAGCCCACACGCCCCCCAACGCCGCCGUCGCCGCGGUGCGUUGAAAAGCGCCGACGCCGGCCGGUACCUCGGCUCAUCACCCGAGAAGGUCCGCCGAUCAAGAUGACGACGAUCCCCGUGCUCUUGGUCCUUUGCUGCUGGCUCGCAGCCGAGGCCAGCGGCCAGCGCUUCCAGCAGCAGCGACUGGAGCAGGAGACCACAGGACGGCGGCCAUUGCAGAAACAGGAAGAGGCCCCGUACUACCGGGAUGCCUUGCCCCGAUCGGCGCCGGCCGUACCGCGCUACUACCCUCCGGCGCCCGUUCACUACGUGAGCAUCGGCGAGAAGCUGGACGGCGAGUACCGGUUCGGCUACGACUCCGGCAACGGGCCCCUGGGUCACAGCUACCGCCAGGAGUUCCGGCUCCCCGACGGCAGCACCCGCGGCUCUUACGGCUACGUGGACUCGCGAGGUCACAUGCGCAGGGUGCACUACAGCGCCGGCAAGAGCGGCUUCGUCAUCCUCAAGGACGAGCGCAUUCUGGACAAGGAGCCCCCGAAGGACACGCUCCUGGGGAAGGACGACCUGUUGACCACCACGGCCGCACCUGCAAAGGCUGAUCAAGUUCCGCAGCGAGACCAAGAGCUGCUGCCGCGAGCGCCCCAGUUCCAGGAGGAAAGCCGCCACGUGGAGACGCAGCAGUCGCCCCGGGCUCAGGUGGCGCCCGUGCCGCUGCCUUCGAAGUCGGCGCAGGAGAUCCAGGCCGAGUACUUUCGCAGCCAACUGCUGGCCUCGGCCACGGUGGCCCGCGAGCGCUACGCCGAACCCGAAGCCGCUGCUCAGACCGCCACUGCGACCGAGGAGGAACCACCGCAGCAGCCGCUGCCCAAGCCCCGCCUCUCCAGGCCUCGCCCGCACAGGAGGAGGAAGCGCCCAAAGAAGACCACCACCACCACGACCACCACAGAGGCUCCUUCACAGGAGGCGAAGAGCGAGGAAGUUUCCGGAGCGGAAGAGCCACCAAGUGCCGUGGCGGCCCCAGAAGCUCAGCCCUCGCCGACUCCUCAGCGCACCUCUCCUAUCCUGAGGCCCCGGAAACUUCACCGACCACCCUUGGCUCAGCUGUCCCCGCAGGGACAACGCCAGACUUCAGUGCAGGGACCGCCUCCUCUUCAGCCACCACCACUGGAACAAGGACCGCCACUGGCACAGUUCCCAAUUCCGGAAGUGCGGCGACCCGCUCAACUGCAGCGGGUGGCGAACGAGCAGCAAGGGCUGUCUCAAGAUCAGAGACCCAUCCAAGGUCACGGAGCUCCUCAUGUCGUCCAAAGGCAGCGCAGACCUCCUGCAGCCGCCGCGCCACCACAGGUUCAAGAGCGUCCGCCACAGGGAGCGAGGGACAUAGAAGUACACAGGGCGCCUCAGCGGGCUUUCGGUUCGGCACAACGUCACUCUCAGGUCGUACGUGAACCGGAGGUUCAGCGAGCCCCACCCGCACGGGCCGAACCAGCUCCCGAGCCCUACGUGCCACCGCCACCUCUAAUCGACUCGCCUCACGGCAAUGCGGGAGGAAAAACCUCCGGAUUCGGCCAGCGGCUGAGCGGGAGGCGCACUUCGCAGACCAUUGUGGCGCAGUCCGACCAAAGCCGUGACCCCGACGUCCAGGCGGAGGAGCGGCCGACUCCGUCACCGCGCCACCGGAGCCGCUACCACACAACGAGGCGGACACGCCGACCCACUCUCUCCAUAGAGUCCGAGUUUCCCGACUUCCCGGUGACCAGGGCGCCGCACCGAGCCGCUGCCGGCCUGCCUUCCAAGAGAAGGCGAGUGAAGGUUUCCAGACCGGUUCAGCUUUCUCAGGUUUCCCCCGUGGAAGAAGUCACAACGCUUGCGCCUACAACAACGACAACUCCGGAGCCAGCGCCGACUACGACUGCCAGCAUAGCGACACCCGAUCCAGGUCCGGUCGUCACAGUGGCUUCUACGCCCGGGCUGGCGACUCCUGUGUUUCCUUCAGCCGAACAGUCGUUCUACAGAACACACGGCAUCCCGCAGGGUCCUUACAAUACGUACGGCCAAGGCGUCACGUUGCCCCAGCGGCCAUUCACUCAGCCUUCUCCGUUCACUCCCCCAGUCACCGUGGCAGAAACACCGACGGUGACUCCGGCACCUAGAGAAAACCCAGCCCCCGCAGAUGGAGAGCCUGAUAUCCCACCGCAGAGGACUCUCGGCCGGCCGAAUGUAGCGGUGGCGCAGCAGGGACCACAGCUGGGACAACAGGGAGCAUUCCCACUGCGCCCUCAAGGCCAAGUGUUUGGGCAGCCCUCUUUGCUGCCUGGACAGGCUCCACCCCACCUUAAUUCUCCAUUCCCUCAAAGGCCUGUCUACCAGCUACCGGGAUUCACUCCUGGACAAAGCCCUCCCGCCCCGCAGCACUAUUUUCCGCCCCUUGGAGCACCGUUCGUGCCCCGAAACAGCACAUUCGUGCAAGACGUUCCGGUGUCAGGCCAGCCGAGGACUGUGCUACCAGAAGCUGCUGCGGCGCCGUCUCUUAGGAACAGGACAUCGGAGGCUUUUCCCCUUCCAGUCCAAAGAAGCUUCGUUGACACGUCGGCGCAAGGUGGAUUGAGACAGCAAGGGCCGGCGUUGGCGAAUCCGUACUCUUCUGUACAACCCGCUCACGUGUUCGGACCUCCACCUGGCAGUGUUCCUCCUUUCGGUGGAUUUGCCAACCAGUAUCCCGGAGCUCAAUUCCGCGGUGCCCCACCACCAGGACUAGUCGAUCCCCAGUUCCGCGGUCAUACCCAGCUGCCACUGCCCAACCAAGCUGGCGCUGCGUCCCAGAGGACGCCGAGUCAGCAGCAGAAUAGUUUCGUCACGGAGGCGACGCCCGGUGUAACCCAACUAAAUGAUUUGCGUACGACGCCUUUGUCCUUAAGCACACCUUCUACACCGGCCGAAAACCAGUAUGUUGAUGAUGUUGGGACCACCCUGCAGCUUCCCACCCCUGCUCCGCCUGCAGCGCCUUCGCUAUCCACGUUCAGCGACGAUAGGACAACGGCGGCGCCAUUCGAGUACCAGACAUCGAGACCUUCCGUCCUCCAAUACCAGCCUCCAUCGAGGCCCAGCGCGCAGUUCGCUACUUCGCCUGCUGUGCCGGAGUAUCAAACGACACCGAGACCGACGCCGCAGUUCCAGCAGUCUCUCGAACCGCAGCAACAAACAACUUCCCCAGCUCCCCAGUCCCAGCCGUCAGGCCCUCAGGCGCCGCCUUCCAGCCAGAGCCAUUUUAGGCUCGGCAACCCCCAGCAGCAACAACACAACACGAUCGGUGCGCAGCCGCAGUUCAACAGCAUAGGAGGUGCACAGCAGGGCUACGACCCAUACCAGCAGCAGUUCGGAGGUGGAUAUCAAAUUGGAAACACCCUGUUCAGCCCCGUACAGCAAUCGUCGCAGGACUUGGGAGGAGGCUACCAGUAUCCAGAUUCAGGUCCAUUCCAGGCGCAGUUUGGGGGCCCCUAUCAACCUCAAUAUACCACCGUUGAUGGCUACCCACAGUACCAGUCAUCCGCUGGCCUAGGAGACAUCAGAGGCAGUGGGACAAAUCAGCAGGGAUACAGGGCAACAACACCUCCCGUUUUCGACAGAACAUUGCUUUCAUACGACAUCGGGGUUCCUUUGAGGUCAUAGUAUCCACGUCGCUUCAUUUCCCGAAAUAGGGCGGUAAUAUAAUAGUACCCUGUGCUCUGAAGCACAUGUGCAAAGGGUAAGAAUUGAGCAAUGUCCGUUUUUGGGGUGCUUAUGUUCAAGAGAUGUUACUCGCUGGUAAAUUCUUCGCUUAUAUCGAGGAGACAAAACGAUCAAUUUUCGUUUUCACUAAUGCGUUUACGUGCAGCUGUCGCAUGCACUAGUGUAUUCGACCGUUAUGUUUCGUGGGAGUGUCAUUUCGGUUCAAAGGAAUAGUGAUUAAAUCACUUCAGUAUUGCUGACUGAGUGCAUAGAGACGUCAGGUCCAACAGGCGAAACAUGGAUUAAUGUUUUACUGAGAAGGGGAAGUUUUUGCUGAUGUAAUUUCUCUCCUUGUAACUGCAUCUUCAAAGCAAUAAUUUUCAGUGCUCCUGGUACUGCCUGGUACUAGAAAAGUCAGAGCAGCCUCCUUUGACGUGUGAGAACGUCGGUUAAACCGAAAGCUGUAUUUGCGAACGGCAAUUUUUUACAGCCACUGGGUUCAUGUGUGCCAACGAUAUCUUAAAACGCUGAGAUUAGAGUUUCGGCAAACUAUUUGAGCGCAAACGAUGCAGCUUGUCUUGCUGUAAACAUGGAGGUGUUGUGGUAGGGUAUAUCAUUGCCGACGUGUCGUAACAGGGUUAGUGAGCAAACCAGAUUGUAAUACAUAGAAUAUAGAAAGAUGUGACUGUGCCAUCUGUUACAAAGGAGUUUAGCCAUGCCGACCAUGGCCAGCAUUGACGUGGGGCUUUGUGGCACUGAUGAUAUUGCUGGAAGGUGCCUAAUUUGAGAGCAGAAUGCCCUUAACAUCCAAUAAAGCUUUAAUCACUGUAUCAUGGCGACAUGUGUCGCUGGUAUAAAAAAAGUAUUUCCGCGAUUCCUUAUUGAGUCACGAGACCAUUUAAAUACAUGAUGUGCACCUUUGCGCGUUAUUUAAGCUAGCGCUAUUUAUCUCCCUUCCUUGUCUCCUUUCAUCCUGUCUGCCUUUCCCUGUUCCUUCUUUCUGUUCAUUAUCAAGACAGGGCAGUGCCGUCAACAGCUGCGCCACCUCAAGGUCCCAUGUCAAGCGCUUCAAAGAUAGUGGGUGCCACCUUUGUUCGUAAUCGACGGUACAUACAAACAUUUAUAAAUGAAGCACCGAAGUUAGUAGGCCGAGUCAGAUUUUCUGCUCUUUUUUGGAAGGACAGAUGACGUGACAAUAUUUUAGCGUUGGCUCCAAGUGUGUGCGUGUGUUCGCUUGUGUCAGUAGUGCGCACGAAUAUCACACGCAGAAUGCAUGCACCUGGUACGAGCUAAACGUACAGCAUCCUUGCAGCAGAUGCGCAAUUUCCAGCGAGAUAGGAGACAGUGCACAAAUACAACAGAGCGUGGAGGUUUGUCUGUCUGCCCGAGCACCAUUCUCAAGCCCCCCCUCCCCCUCCCCCGCGGGCGCAGACACACACACAUGCUUGUUUUCUGGCUUCCAUGUUAGCGGCCUGUUUAUGAGUGUGUCGCAACGUUGGGGAGACAUAUGAGUGGAAUGCCGUUGUUCACAACUAUUAUCUUUGAACAGUAGAUUUUGGUAAAAACUGAUAUGCCCGUGUUGGAGUUUAUCGAAUGAUUGGUUGUGUGUGUGUGUGUUGCUACACGUUCAUGUGUUUAUGCUUUAUCUGUUCAAACACUUUCUAAUCACCCUGUUCAACCCAUUCUAUUUUUCCUCCGACAGCUGAUUAUUCUUCACCGUAGCCUUAGGUAUCCAUUGUCUUUCUUCCUUUUUCUUCCUUUGUUCGGCAAAGAGCAGGCUGCGUGUCUAUAAUUAUGUAAGUAUGCGGUAGUUUCAUUACGUCUUUGCGAUGUCAACGAUACACAUAAUUUUUGGCUGAAAUGAAAACAUACAAAUACAUCAUAACUUUAUUCAUUGCCGAGUUCGCAAAUAUUAUCGCCUCAUGUGUGGCAUAUUAGUUAGCUUUGUGAAAUUGAGGAUGCCACCGGUCUAUUCGGAACGGACUCGCUUUGUUGGGCUCCUGAGAACAUGCAUACUUCUGGUUGACUGAAUCAAAUUGCAUCAAGAUAAUCAAGAUGUUAUAUCCUUCAGCGACAGAAACGAUUAAAAGACUGUGGAACUGCAGUUCGGCUCAACUGCAGUGCAUUCAAUUACAGUUCGGGAGUUUUCAAUAUGGCACGCUCUGCAGGCACGUAUGUGAUGUGUAAUAACACAAAGACAGAGCUUAACAAGCGGCGCAUAAACAGAUACGAAUUCUUGCCUAAAAGAACUGCGGUUCCAUACGAGAGUUCCAAUGAGCGCUCCUUUUUAUACGCCUGAAAUCGUAGUCGGCUUAUCAACUUAUGCCUCAUUUUCGGUAGCAAAGUGCACUUCACCUCAAAUUGCGAACGGCGCAUACAGGAGCUCAACUUUCACGACAGUUAACAGCGCAUAUGACAAUCACUGACCUAAUGGAAGAUACAAAUAGAGUCACCGAAAAAUGUCUGACGAAAUUGUCCUUAGUUAGCGAAACAAACUUCUGCUGUCUCCCGCAGAACAGAAAUAAGCUUAGCCACAUCGACGAGUGAAACUCCUCAUGUGGUACCUGACGCUUAUAACUUUACACACACAUGAAGGGCAGCAAAGGAAUGCAAGCUAUCUAGCACACUUGGGUUAUGGUACACAUGGUACGUCUGGUUUGUGGGUUUGCCGGCGAAUCAAAAACUCCAAAACAGACUGCUUAACAAGGACGAUGCUGCGACUUUUGCCUUUCGAUCUGCCCGUUUCUUAAGGUGAUUUGUAUCUUCCAUCUUCUAGCAGGGUACAAUUCCUUGUCACCAUUUCUCCUUCUUUAUUCUUUACUCGCCAUAUUGCGAUGCUUUCGGAGUGCGUGUAUGAAGUGGGGCUCGAUAUUUGAGCUGUUUAUUGUACGUGCUUGUGCAAAGGGUAAAACCUUGUUUGAACAGACUGGUGACGCAUUGCUUACGACAGAUAGGAACUACGCGGCUUCCUCGCUUAGCAGUUCGCUACUUGGCUAGGACGUCAUUGGUAUUUGCGCCAUUUUAUGUGCUAUUUAUGAAAUGAUCAUUUCCCAGGAACUACUCAGAAAUGAAGAAGGCGCAUCCUUUUGUAUUAAAUAAUAAAACAUCGCCGAAAGCUCCCUGAGUCCUUAUGUUAAGCAGUUUUGUGUAUGUGUACCAAUGUGAGUACACUGUCGUUGGCUAAAUAUUCAAUGGCACGCCGUAUCUAACUGCCACACGACAAAGCAGAAAAGGAGAAAGAAAAAAGGAAGGAAGCAGCCUGAGGUAAUCUGAGAGUUCUUCACCCCACAACAAUGAUCAUCGGAAAAAAAUCACGCACAAGAUUUCUGAAUUUGUUAACGUCAACGCCGACGGGCACAACAAAGACAGUGCAAUAAUCGUGCGUAGUGAGAACAGUCGUAGAACCGGGUAAUUUCGUUGCCCCGUAGAGUUCGUCUCGGGACUUUACCGCGCUUCAUUUCCUUUUGAAAAGUUGCCUGCAGUGUAUAGUAAGAUGUCAGAACCGUGAAGAAGGAUUUAGCGCGGGAGAUCUUGAUUUACAAGAAACGGUAUUAGUACAGCUGUUCUGCUAAUACCGUUUGUUUCAUGUUGGCAAUCUAUGUAUGAUGAGCUGCUGACCCCAGCAACAUUACGCUUGCUUACAUUGUGAUCUGUCAAAGCAUUUGUUGAUAGUAAUGUGCCUUGACUCGUCCUUUUUUAUAUUCAAGAGUUUCUUUACGCGAGCCUACGGUUAGUGCAGUAUUUUUUGCCAAACACGUGUAUAUAUACUAAUCGUGCUUUAGACUAAAUAUAGUGAUGGAAAAACAGUACUACCUAUAUGACGUUGUGACUUUGCUGUGUUUGUUAUGACAAGGUUUUACUUUAUUGUUGAAAUAAAAACAAUGUACUUGUUAUGUCUGUGUAUGUGGUCUUGAAAGUGUCUACUGAUUUACGUUGCUAUAGUACUAUAGCUACGUUUUCAAAAAGCUCCCUGUUCGUGAGCACGGGUAAAUUUCAC
Molecule: messenger RNA, 7985 nt
Organism: Dermacentor silvarum
Lineage: Eukaryota; Metazoa; Arthropoda; Arachnida; Ixodida; Ixodidae
Product: protein piccolo
Exons: 4
Coding region: 383-3949 (1188 amino acids)
Source: RefSeq, a predicted model, not a curated record